GAAGCCACAAGACAUUAGUUCGCACCUGCUUAAAUUUAAACGUAUUUCGUUGGCGUUUUUACAAUAUAGUUUGCUUAUUUGAAUAGGUAUUUGCAUAUUUCUGCGCUUUUAUCGGUUGCUGCAGUGAGAGAGUCGAUUCAUCUUCAUCAACGCCUCUUCAUUCUUACUCAGCAUUCACGCGCAAGCUAUAAUACUCUUAACUCGUUGCAUAAGGCUUUAACGAGUUAAACGUGGACAUUGCCGUGUCAUCGGGUCGCUAAACACUACUGACCUUUAAAAUCAAGCCGUUAAUUGUUUUGAAAGUCAGACUUAGCUGGUGUUCAUGCCCGAUCUGCAGCGCUUCAGUUUUCCGUACCGUAGCAUGAAUUCUCCUCUCCAUCAUCAUCAUUAUCAGCAGCAGCAGCAGCAACAGCAUCAGCAUCCAGAAGGACCCGGUCAUCCCGAUUCUCCCUCCAGUUUACUCCCCGAGGCUGCGGUCUUGGGAGCUCCCGAUCCAUCCUCCUUUUUUCUCGGAGAACAUCCCGGCCCUGCUGGUGUGCCCCAAUCCGCGCUUGACCUUACUGCAUCUUCUUACCUGCACUUCAGUCCAUCCCUCCACUGGUCCCAACCUCCUCCACCUACAGCCAUGGCAUUAAGAAACGACCUGGGAUCCAAUAUCAGCGUCCUAAAGACUCUCAAUCUGCGGUUCCGUUGCUUUCUGGCUAAAGUGCAUGAACUGGAGAGACGCAAUAAGAUAUUGGAGUUACAGCUGCAGCAGGCUUUAGACAGCAAUAACAAGGGUGGAUGCACGGAUGAUGGAAAGACCAAAGAAAUUGGUGUGCAGACUGGCUUUAUUGGGCCUAUUGCUGUCCGGCCUGGGUCUUUAUCCUUCCAAAACACCAACAACUCUGCCAAACGACCCACUACAUUGUUUAUGCCUUCUCUUACGACUGUCCUCAAGCUUGAGCCUAAUAAAGCUGGUGAUGAGACCACAUCUGACCUGAAUAUCAAUAGAAACCCAACUAUCACAGUCAGUCUCUCAACACCCACCACUGAGCCUGCUUCGGCCAACACCAACAACUCCAAUAAUACUCCACAUGUAAGCAGUGUCGGCACUGGGACGUCUCCAAACCCUCCUCCUCGCUUCCUCCCAGGCACUAUCUGGACCUACAACCACACACGGAAACUGGGAAGUGGAACAGAGACUCGCGUCACCAGUCCUGGAGUUUCAUGGGUCCACCCAGACGGAGUGGGUGUACAGAUAGACACCAUCACCCCAGAGAUCAGAGCACUUUACAACGUCCUGGCCAAAAUCAAAAGAGAGAGGGAUGAGUACAAGAGAAGGUGGGAAGAGGAAUACACUAUGAGAAUGGACAUGGAACAAAGAAUGAAUGACCUACAGGAGGACCUGCAGGAGAGUGAAGUAUGUCAGGAUGAAUUGGCCCUCACGGUCCAACAGCUGAAAGCUGAACUUGUGCUCUUUAAAGGACUCAUGAGCAAUAACCUGUCGGAGCUGGACAGUAAAAUCCAGGAGAAGGCCAUGAAAGUGGACAUGGACAUCUGCAGACGCAUUGACAUCACAGCUCGUCUGUGUGAUGUCGCCCAACAAAGAAACUGUGAAGAUCCUAUCAAGAUCUUUAAGGUUCCAAGCCCUCAAAAUGCCAUCACCUCUCGUGCCCGUAAACAAGCCUCACAACCUGCCAAUGGCAGUGAGACAGAUGAGCCAGUCAGCACCUCUGAGAGUGAUGGAGGUGGUGCGCGAGAGGAUGAAGUCUGCACCCCUUCAACCCUGCAAAUCAAUGAGGAGAUGCAAAGAAUGUUGACCCAACUGCGUGAGUGUGAGUUUGAGGAUGAUUGUGACUCUCUGGCUUGGGAAGAGACAGAAGAAACACUUCUUCUGUGGGAGGAUUUCCCAGGAUGCACUUUAACGGCAGACACCAGUCAGGGAGAGCAGGAGGAGUGUUUGGAAAAGGUGAUUAAGGACACUGAAUGUCUUUUUAAGUCUAGGGAGAAGGAAUAUCAGGAGACUAUAGAUCAAAUAGAGUUGGAAUUGGCCACAGCAAAGUCUGACAUGAACCGUCAUCUUCAUGAGUACAUGGAGAUGUGCAGCAUGAAGAGAGGACUGGAUGUGCAGAUGGAAACCUGCAGGAGACUCAUCACCCAGAGUGGAAACAAUAAAUCCACUCCUCCAAUACCUGGAGGGGGUAUAGAGACGAAUGGAGAAACGGAGAGAGAUAAAGUCGAGGAAGGAGGAAGAUAAUGACGACAUCAGAUCUGACAAUGGUGUUUGAAAGAAGAAACAGUGGCUCUCAUCUCUUCGUGGCUUCAUUUAACCAGCACCGGCUCUUAUGUGUUUCCACAUGUUUGUCCAGUCACACUAGUGGGGGUAAAUGGAACUACAUUGAAAAAAAAAAAACAUGUUCUGUGUUAUUUUCCCUUCUGGUACUGCUUUCACACCUACAUAAUCUUGAAGAUGAGAGUCCUUGGUUGCUAAAAAUCUGACUUUAGCGAGCCUAUCCGCCAGCGGGUAUCAAUCAUGUUUUCCGAUCUCAUCCUGAACAUCUGAGUCAUCAUAUUUUCAGCAGCGAACACAUUCACUUUUGAUUUCGGAUGUCUGGCAGAGAAUCACUGAUAGUGUUUUACAAAGUUUCCAUUUCCUAGAGACUCAGAGGGUACAUUUGCUCACGAAUCAUUGCUGCAUGUACUGUUACGUGCUGCUGUAAACCGUGGGCCCAAUAGGUGUGUUGUGCUUUUUGUCUGAGCUGUUGUAAACACAAGGCUGUCAUGCUAGUGAAGGGUGGAGGUAACUGUAGCCUGCACAUUCCCCAUCUUUGAGCUCAUGUUUGCAUGAAAUGUGUGACAUUUCAUGCUAACGGUAUUGUGCUGAUGCCAGGCUGCUUUAGAGUUUCGGCUUUACGCUUUUUACAGAAUUGUGAAUUCUUUGAGUUCCUCUUUGCGGGUGGAAAACAUGAGUGAUAGGUGAGGUCAGAUGAGUGCGAUUUGAAGAUGUUAUGGCUCGGAGUACAUGUCAGAGCAUUACGCAUGUCAACCGUUGUGUUAUUUCCUUUUCACUCACCACUCUCAAUUUGGUCCUUAAGAUAUGUUAUAUUCAGCCUUUUUCUCUGCUGGUGCUGAUAGGCUUUAGAAUAAGAAUUUCAUGAAAAUGCUGUACAUGUUACGCUGCUAUCGAAAUGAGAGCUGCUUCAGUCCAUAAAAGUAUCUAGUGUUUUAAGGGUGUAUUUUGGAUAGUAAAGUUCCAUUUUUUGUUAUUUUUCUCUUUUAUAUCCAUAGCUAAAUCCAUGCUGGUGCCUCUGGAUGUAAAGAUCUGUCCAUUUGCAGUUUUAUUAAGAACACAGAAGCAAAGUCAAGAACUGCAGAACAUGUGAAUGGUUUGGAUAGAUAAACUAGAAAAAAAAAAGCAGAGAUAAACUGUGAGGAGUUAUUUUCACGAUAGUGGUCUCCUUGUUCUUUUGGAGAUUUAGGAGCAUCCUAUGUUGUUAGAGAUGUAAUAAGGAUGAAUUUAGCAGAUGGGCCAAGGGGAAUACAGUAUUGGAGAUGUUUGACAAACUACAUUUUAACAGCAACAUGUUAUAGAAAGCCAUCUCAGAGUUAGCUUUUUACAUACAGUUGAAGUCAGAAUUAUUAACCCUCCUUUGAUUUUCACAGUAUGUCUGAUAAUAUUUUUUCUUCUGGACAUAGUCUUAUUUGUUUUAUUUUAGCUAGAAUAAAAGCAGUUUUUAUUUUUUUUAAAACCAUUUUAAGGUCAAAAUUAUUAGCCCCUUUAAGCUAUUUUUUUUUUCGAUCAGAACAAUAUUUUUUUGUCUACAGAACAAACCAUCGUUAUACAAUAACUUGCCUUAUUACUUAACCUAAUUAACCUAGUCAAGCUUUAAAUGUCACUUUAAGCUGAAUACUAGUGUUUUAUAAUUCACUGUCAUCAUGGCAAAGAUAAAAUGAAUCAGUUAUUAGAAACGAGUUAUUAAAAAUAUUGUUUAGAAAUGUGUAGAAAAAAUCUUCUCUCCGUUAAACAGAAAUUGGGGAAAAAAUUAACCAGGGCCUAAAAUUUCUGACUUCAACUGUAAUUGCAAGAUUAUUAUUUUAUUUUUUGACGUAAUUGCAAGUUUAGAUCUCACAAUUGUGUUUGGUUCUUGAAUUACAGCUUGUAAUGGUGACUAUAUCAAAUUUGUCAUCGUUUCCUGUGAUUCUGACUGUAUUGUACAGUUGAUUUUAUAUACCAAAUUUGCAACUUUGCUUUG
Danio aesculapii is the source of this 4235-nucleotide messenger RNA. RefSeq names its product intermediate filament family orphan 1b (gene iffo1b). NCBI's taxonomy places the organism in Eukaryota, Metazoa, Chordata, Actinopteri, Cypriniformes, Danionidae. The record is from RefSeq and is a predicted model, not a curated record. The transcript is spliced from 9 exons. Bases 323 to 2239 code for a protein of 638 amino acids.